Gadus morhua (Atlantic cod) is the source of this 6122-nucleotide messenger RNA. It is a transcript of the gene smcr8a, whose product is annotated as Smith-Magenis syndrome chromosome region, candidate 8a. Gene Ontology annotation, molecular function: GTPase activator activity. The record is from RefSeq and is a predicted model, not a curated record. Lineage: Eukaryota; Metazoa; Chordata; Actinopteri; Gadiformes; Gadidae. Gene Ontology annotation, cellular component: guanyl-nucleotide exchange factor complex.
CGGCCAGCUGGGUAAACAUGGCGUCCGGACGGGGGUCGCUUCGCGGCUCUGUGAAAAAUGCUGUAUUUUAAUUUGAAUGCGAUACAUGCUUUUUAUAAAAUGUAUCCAGCAAUGGUUCAUGAAAAUCAAGACGGAUUAUCCCAUUGACGCCGCCGCUCUUCGGUUCCUCUAGACGGACGUAGCCUUCAGCCCACCGUGGAGAUCACUGCAGGCUGAUUGCUUUGAUUUAUGCCAGCUGACUGUAUUAACUGUAUUUCACCACCACCCCAUGAAUGUUGCCUUAUAACAUGUUAGCUUCGGCUGCUUGUUCUGCCUAUUGCUGCUGAACCUCUCUAGCCGAACAGGAUGUACAGAGCGGGAUCAUUCGACAGAACAGCGAAUGGACUCUGAUCUGACAGCUCCAGUCGUGCGGUACGUGCUGUGAGGUUCUGAUGCUUUGCUUCCCCUCUUCAUUAUGAUCGGCUCACCGGACGUGGUGGCUCUGACUAGAGAAGAUGAGAAUGGGGAAGCGAACGCCGACCCCCUGGCUCUGCCCGACGAGUUCUCCGUGCCUCUGUACCCCCACGCCAACUCCAACCCCUGGGCCAAGACCUCGUACGCUAAGUUCACCAAAGACUUCAUCCUCAUCUCGGAGUUCUCGGAGCAGGUCGGCCCGCAGCCUCUGCUCACCAUCCCCGACGACCCCACGGUUUGUGGCACCUUCGACCUCAACUACUUCUCCCUGCGGAUCAUGUCGGUAGAUUACCAGGCGUCGUUCGUGGGCCACCCGCCGGGGAGCGGCUACCCGCGACUCAGCUUCGUGGAGGACUCGCGGGUGGUGCUCGGGGACUCGAAGGAAGGGGCGUUCGCCUACGUCCACCACCUCACGCUGUAUGACCUGGAGGCGCGGGGCUUCGUGCGGCCCUUCUGCAUGGCCUACGUGUCCGCGGACGAGCGGAAGAUCAUGAUGCAGUUCGAGGAGCUGAGCCAGCGCUUCUCGCAGGCGUCCGAGUGCCUGAAGACUGGCAACAGGAGAGCGUUCGCCAAGGAGCUGCAGAGGAAGCUGCAGGACCUGGAGUACACCCGCUUGGUGCUGCGGAAGGAGGAGGGGCUCCAGAGGGAGGCGGCCCCCCCGGGGAUCUACUCCUCCCAGGUGGUGGAGAAGGCCAACGAGCUGGCCAACGUGGAGAAGAGCAUCUACGAGCACCGGGACCUGCUGCGGCAGAUCAGCUCGUACCCGGGGCGCCCCCGCCGGGACCCCCAGGCCGCGCCCUGCCCCCGCUGCCUCACCGAGGGGACGCGGGGCUACGAGGACCUGCUGGAGAAGUACGCCACGCUGGACCACGCCCUGCGGCCCGACGGCCCGGGGGCCGCGGGGCGCAACGGGGAGGGGCCCGGCGAGGGGCCCGGGGAGGAGGGCGUGGGCCGCCGGGCGUCCUACACCCCCCAGCUCAUCAAGGCCAAGUCCCCCAAGUGCUUCGACAAGCGGCUGAAGACGCUGUCGGAGCUGAGCGAGAGCCGCUUCCACGCGGCGACGCUGGACCUGCUGCGCGGCACGGAGCGCCUCUUCAGCGGCGACCUCUGCUACCAGUACAGCCGGCGGCUGGACCGGGCGCUGCGCAGGAAGCAGCAGGCCACCAACUUCCUGUUUGAGGAGGACCCGGGGGAGGACGUGGGGGGCGACGGGGUGACGGCGAGGCCGGCCUGCGCUCUGAGCCACGCCGGCGACGGGCCCUGGCCCCCACGGCCCCCGCCCAUCGUGCUGUGUCCUCUGGCGCUGGAGCUGGACGCCCUGCGGCCGCCGGGGCCCCUGGACCCGGCAGCGGGGGGGGGGCCCCUGCGGCCGGGGCGGAGCCGCCCGGAGUCGUCCCCCUCGGACCGGACCCCGGAGACCUCGGAGGACACCAAGUGCAGCUUCAGCAGCGAGCGCAGCGCCGAGGGCCCCGGGAGGCCCCCGGACCGGGACCGCAGCCCGGCCAGCGCCCGGUCCGACCCCGCCGACCCCGACCUGCUCUUUGACCCCGACCUGACCCCUGAGAGGCAGAGCACCAGCGAGGGCACGGAGACCACGGGUGGGGAGGACGAGGCGGAGAACGGGGGCGACCGGACCCCCGCGUCCCCGCAGGGGGCCCCCGCCCUGCAGACGGACCUCGAGGCGGCGCUGGGGCAGAUGGACGCGGCGUGCUGCAUGGCCCAGGAUGCCUUCCUGUACGAGGGCUCCCUCGGGGACGCCGCGUCGGACGCCGGGCUGGACGGGCCGCCGGCCACCGUGGUCAGCCAGGAGCCCCAGGCCUCGCCCGCGCUGCAGGGGGCCUACGCUGUGGGCCCCCCCCAGGCGGAGCCCCCCGCCGUGGGGCUGGGGGGCGGGGCCGCGGACGACGGCUCGGACCGCACGGUCAGCGCCUCGGCGGGGUCGGACCGGGCGGGGUCGCCGCCGUGCUACGGGGGGGGCGUGACCCUGCGGCAGAGGAAGAGGGCGGGGCAGGGCGCGCUGCGCUUCGUGCGGCAGUACCCCUUCGCGCUGCAGGCGCUGUGGUGCCUGCUGAGCGGCCGCACCCUGGUGGUGCUGGGCUCCGACGAGGCCCGCGUGCGGCGGAUGGUGUCCGCCCUGGCGCUGUUCGUGCCGGGCCCCGGGCCCCGCGGGGAGAGGGUCCAAGCCUGGCUGUCCUGCACCCCCAGCCUCGCCGACCUGCACCGCUGGAAGCUCAUCGGGCUGCAGAGGCUGGCGUCGCCGCUGGGCUCCAGUGGGCUCCACUCCCUGACGCGCUACAGCCGCUACCUGUCGGUCCUGGACGCGGACCAGAAGACGCUGCGCUGCCCGCCGUACCGCGGCACGCUGCUGGCCAACAUGGCGGACCACCGCACCUCGCUGCGCCGCGGCUCCACCUACUUCCUGCACGUGCAGAGCGCCCUGGGCGGCCUGGCCUCCAAGGCCUUCCUGCUGGCCUUCACCCACCACCUGCACCUGCCCGUGGGCCCCGGCGAGGGCCCCGAGGCGGUGGAGGCCCGGCGCCGCGGCUUCCUGCAGGAGCAGCUGGGCCUGGGGCCCCAGGACGGCCAGGUGCUGCUCUACCUCAGCGGGCUCGUCACGCAGCACUACCUGGGCCCCCCCCCCGACGCCGCCCCCCCCGCCUUCUCCUUCGGCUACACCGCCAGCCUUUUGUACAAGAUCUGAUCCCCGGGGGCGGGGCCACGCCCUCACAGGCCACGCCCUCGCAGGCUACGCCCUCACAGGCCACGCCCUCACAGGCCACGACUAUCCAUAGGCUUUUAAUGGACAUGAGGGAUUUUUUUAUAGCAAGACUUUUUUGUUUUUUUUACUUGGGUUUUAGUCACUUGCUUUCAGGUUCCACUUGAUACGAGCCGAUAUGUUAUCUAAUCCACUGCUAUUCGCCCUUUGCUCUCUCUCUCUCUCUACCUCUCUCUCUCUCUCUGUCUCCCUCUCUCUGGUCUUUCUACUUUUUCCACUCUUGGAGUGAAAGGGCAUGGACACACAACACGAGACUGUGUGUGUGUGUGUGUGUGUGUGUGUGUGUGUGUGUGUGUGUGUGUGUGUGUGUGUGUGUGUGUGUGUGUGUGUGUGUGUGUGUGUGUGUGUGUGUGUGUGUGUGUGUGUGUGUCGCCCCACUUUGUUUGAAUUCAAUUGUGUUGUGAUUGAGCCUCAUGGCUCUCAUGCAGUCAUUGGACUACUGGCCAUUUCUGAAGUCGAAUGCAAUCAUUCAAAACAGUUUAAUCAAUACAGAGUGGGGAGAGCAGAGAUUGCUGAUUGCAGCUUUAAAGCGAUGUGAUCACUGUUUCCGACCCCAUAAGAUCCCUUUCUGCUGAAUGAUUGUUUGAAUGGAGCCACGGUCUCUGAAUAGAGUGAGCUCGCCUUGUUACACUGUGUCUCGUUGGGGCUCGAGGACCCGUGGAAAGGAACGUUUAAAGCCUUGGAAACUCAACUCUUCUUCAUGUGUUUUUAAGCUUUUCAUAUUUGUGGUUUCCUGUUCAUCCAUUUUACAUCACACUUUUUUUAUCCAAGCGCAACACACACGCACGUGCACACAAACAUAUCUACACACAUGCACGCACACACAAACACGAACAUACACCCACGCACGUGCACACACAAACAUAUAUAUACACACACAAGCUGAUACGUGCACACAAGAAACCUGUAAACACACUUGCACACACAAACAUAUACAAACAAGCACACAUGCGCACACACAAACAUAUAUACACAUGUACGCACGCACACACAUAAUACACACAUGCACGAGCAGUGUAAGACAACUGCUAGUUUUGUUGUGGAGGUUGUAGUUGUGGGUUUUGUGAUGAGUGUGACCUGUUUGUUGUGAUGCUGAACCGCUGCCCAUGGUUCCUUGGUGAAGAUGCAUGAGGAGUUGUGUGUUUGUGUGUUUGUGUUUGUGUGUAUGUGUGUAUGUGGUGCUUUGUGUGGAUUGGUCCCUGUCUAAUGUAAAUGUGAUAUUGCAUGCUCAGAGGAAGCCCUGUUGUCACGUGCACACGCACACGACGCCGGGUAGCUGUCGGAAUAUUCCCACCCGCCGAGCGUCGUCACGGUUACCCCAUACCCACGCAGCCUAUCGUAUGGCAGCAGAGGAGGUGCUGUGCCUGGACGCUCGGUGGUCCCGGACGCUCGGUGGUCCCGGACGCUCGGUGGUCCCGGACCCUCGGUGGUCCCGGACCCUCGGUGGUCCCGGACCCUCGGUGGUCCCGGACCCUCGGUGGUCCCGGACCGUUGUGUGUGAGCGUCGUGGAGACAGCAUGAGACCGUCUUGUUCCGCAGGGGGAAUGCAGUCAAUGUGAAACCAUAUUCUUCUGUUGUGAUGCUUCCAUUUAGGCUGACGGGACAAUAGAGGAGGUGAGAGAGUACAACUCCUGUAGUUGUUAUUUGAUAAUACAAAGAUAAUGAUGCCUGUGGGCCGUGUCUGUACAGAUACAGUUGUGUCUACACAUCCACCUACAUUUUUGGAAGGCCAACCUUUUCACAAUCAUUCCAACAUGGUCAAGCUGGGACCUUUAGAGGCCUUUUCUUUUACUGUUGUUUUUUAUUUUUUAUUUUAACAUUCAAUAACAAAUGAUGCACUGUUUUUUUUUUUGUCAGUGAAUCUUUUUUUGGGUUGGGCUGACACCCUGCGUUUGAAUCGAUGUCGGACUUUGGUUUCAGUAAGAACACUAUUUUAAUUCUUAUCUGGUGUAUUGUCUCCUUUUCCCUGGAGCUGAGAGAUCAAGAUCAUUCCUUCUUGCUACUGACCAACCAGAUACUUAAUUUAGAGAGGUUUGUCACCUUCCCAAAGUACUUUUUAAAUGUUUUCACAGUGCCAUGACCCUCCUUCACAUUCCUGUUCAAGUCCUUCCUAUUUCAUCAACAUUGUUGGAAUGCACCUUAACUCAAGCUUUAACUUUAUUUUUGCCGCACUGUAUAUCUUAAAGGGCUCACAGACUAAAGAUGGCUCUAAGGACCUCACUGGGUUCUUAUUGUGGAAUCAACCUACCACCACGAUACAGAACACAACACAUGGGCUUACGUCUGUCUUACCGCUGUGUUACGCAGUAAUGAAACAUGCCUGCACUUAUGUUAACAGACAAGUAUUUUGUCCAAUUACAUUCCUCUGUUGAAGAAAAGCUUUGAGAGAAGCUUUGUCCCGCCCCCACCUGCUUUAUGCAGACACCUACAGAACGCCAUCUGAACGCCGUUGGAUUGGUCCUUCAUGCUUUCCUAUUUCGUUUUUUACGUGGGGGGAUGUUCCAAAGUCAACUGUGUUGUCCCCUGGGUCGUCUCUAACCCUAAUAUGUAGAAUGUAAUCUGAAUAAGCCAUACCACUUUGUGCUCAAUGUUGACACUCAUUAGUCAGCAUUUAUUUGACUUUUUUUUUGUAUUACACAUGUAAAACCUUUUCAUUUAGAUGAAGGCCCUCUUUGGUUUCGACCAAUAUUGUUUUCUUGAAGAAAUUCUGUAUAUUUAUGGACGCAGUCUAGUAGUAUUGAUAUUCGUUUGUCACAUUAAAUUAUUUAUAGCCAUGGUUUGAAGUCCUGUCAGCACCUGUUAAAUUAGCAUAUCUGUUCAGUCGGCAGCUGAUGGAUCUCAUUGAUGCCAAGACCAACUUCAGAUCCUAUUAAAGAUCACCUGCUCUGCUGUA